CAGUUCUGCAGUUCUACGUGGUCCCAGGAAAUGUAAACAUGCACAGAUAAUUUUUCUCUAAUUUUCUAUAUUUGGUGCAUAUAGCCUAAUAUUUUUGUUGCACCCAUGUAUUAAUGAAAAUAGAAUACAUUUUAACAUUGUUUAAGUGACUACAAUAUCCAUAACUUCGGUAAUUUUGUUUUAUGUCACUGCAGUGAAGAUAGGCAGAAGCGUCGUCAAGCGCUGUAGAAUUUCAAGUCCGCUAAUGGCGGACGCUAAUAAUUUUGGAAGUUUCGUGAUUCUAUUGUUCUGUUUUUAAGAAUUUCUCUAAUUUUUAUAUUCGGGAAUGAGUUUUCCUAUAAGUGAUCUCGUCCGCAGUGUUAUAAAUGUGCCAGUGAUAUGAAAUGUUCGGUGUGAACAUGACAAAAGCGCCCGCUAGAUAUGUAACCUUUUCCAUAACCUCGUUUACGCGAAUGGAGUAGAUAUGUGAUCGAUGUGUGUGCAACGGUGAACGAUUUUUCGUCAGAUUCGCGUUACAAUAAGUGCGAAGUUAUUCGUCAUUUUAGUGAUGGAAGUGUCCGCGUCGCGGUUUUGCAAUCCGACGCCCGUUUUCGAUGUAACGUAAGUGAGCCGGUCGAUCGCUAAAGCCAGUGUAAGCAGGGACGGCCGCCACCAGCCUAACAUGGCUGCGACGCAGGCAGAGUCUCAGCGGAGCGAUGCGAACGUAGACCAGGUUCCGUCGGAGCAGCUCAGUGACUCGCGGAACGUUCUGUUACAAAACGGCACCGACAAGACCGUCGGGCGCGUUCCGCCCGAUGGCGUCGUGAACACAAAGAGUAAAUCGCCGAUGUCGGGCGAGCCGGGCGCGCCGCGCGACGCUGGCGAGGCGCCGGGCCACGAGCGGGGCGGCGAGCGCCCGAUGCCCGACCAGUACGGCGCGUACCGGUACCCGGAGGGCGCGGACCCGUACUACGGCCAGAGGCCCGGGUUCCCCGGCAAGCCGCGGCCGCCGCCGCAGCAGCGCUUCUUCCCCGGACAGGCGGUGUCGCAGGCGCCGGGCCCGACGCCGACGCUCAACUCGUUGCUGCAGUCGAGCGGCGCGCCGCCGCACCGCUAUGCCAACAGCUACGAGCAGCCGCCGGCCGGCUAUGGGCCCGCGCCCGCCUGGCCGCCGCCGCGACCCAUGCCGCCCUACAACCCGCAAGGGAGCCCGUACAGGAAUUCAACCCCUCCGCGCGGCUACGGCGGCCCUCCGUACGGCCAGGGGGCUCCCGGCGGGCCGCAGCAGCCGCCGGGCGCGUACGGUCCGCCGGGCUCCUACCCGCCUCGGUACCCGCCCCCGCCGGGGCCACCAGGCGCGCCCAACUCGAGACCGCCCUUCUCACCACACCAGGGCUACGAGCGCGGCGGCUCGCCCCAGCCGCCGACGCACCCGCCGGGCGCGCCCAGCCCCGGCUCGGCGCCGAGCGCGCCCGGCGGCAUCUCGCCCACGCAGGACUCGCAGCACCCGCCGCACGCGCUGCCGCCGCACCAGGGCUACCCUCCACCUCCUAGGCCUGCUCAGCCGUCCACACCAAACGCUCACGAUCAAGAUUCGGAUCUGACCGGUCAGAACAGCAAUGACUCGGGCGGCAGCGGCGGCGCGGGGCGCGCUACCACGCCGCACUUGAGGCCCACGCCGAGCCCUACCGGCUCGAGCGGCUCGCGAUCCAUGUCACCGGCUGUCGGUACCCAGAACGUACCGAUGCCGCCGCGGCCGUCGUCGUCGUUGUCGGACGGUGGCGGGCCCGCCGCGCCGGGCCGCCCGGGCUCUGGCGCAGGCCCCCCGCCGUCGGGCGCACCGCCGCCGGGCGCCAUGCUACCGCAGCCCUACCCGCACCACGGGCCGCCCUACAAGCCGGCGCCCUACCCGCCGCAGCAGUACGCGUACCCGCCACGGAACCAUCACCCCUACCCCUACGGCGGCUACAGGCCUACGCCGCCGCCGCACCCAUCACAACACUACCCACCGCUCAAGCAAGCGGGGCGGCACAUGGGCCCGCCCGGCGAGGCGAUGCCGCCGCCCACGGCGCCCGGCGAGUCGCACGACAACGGGCCCGCCGCGCCCGCCACCGCGCUCGUCACCACCGGGCCCGACGGCGCGCCGCUCGACGAGGGCAGCCAGCAGAGCACGCUCAGCAACGCGUCCGCCGCGUCAGGCGAGGAGCCGUGCGGCACGCCGAAGAGUUCGCGCAAAGAGUACGGGCCGGGCAGCGCGGCACCGUCGCCGUCGCCGGGCGGCGCGUCGCACUCGUCGGCGCACGACGACUACGACGCCGCGCCCUCGCCCUGGCCGCGCCCGCCCUCUAGUCCCGUGUUUAACAGUCACAUACCGCAGGAGUCCUACAGAUCAAAGUUGACCCAGAAGUCGGACUCGCUGGGCAAGCUGUACGAGAUGGACGACGCGCCCGAGCGCCGCAGCUGGGUGGAGCGGCUGCUGGCGUUCAUGGAGGACCGGCGCACGCCCAUCGCCGCCUGCCCCACCAUCAGCAAGCAGCCGCUGGACCUCUACCGGCUCUACCUGCUGGUGCGCGACCGCGGCGGGUUCGUUGAGGUGACGAAAAACAAAACGUGGAAAGACAUCGCGGGCUUGCUCGGCAUCGGCGCGUCAUCGUCAGCGGCGUACACGUUACGGAAGCACUACACCAAGAACCUGCUGGCGUACGAGUGCCACUUCGACCGCGGCGGGAUCGACCCGCAACCCAUCAUCAACCAGGUGGAAGCGUCCACGAAGAAGAAGAGUGGCAAGUCCAAUAGUACGUCUAAUGCAGGGUCAUCAAAUUCACAAGAGCAGUUCGGGGCGGGCGGCGCGGCGCAGGGCGGCGCCCCCAUGGACGGCUACCCCGCGCACUACGCGCCCUACCCGCCGCAACCCAACCAGCCGCAAGGCGGCGGGCCGGGCGGCGACAACCUCGCCGCCUCCAACCCUUUCGACGAGCCGCCGGGGCCCAGGCGACCCCCAGGUUACCAGCAAGGUUACGGCUACGAAUACGGUCCCUCCUACCCCGCGAAUAGGCCGGUGUACCCACCCUAUGGUCCUGAGGGGGAUCGGGGUUACGCGUCCGGCGGCGAGUACCGGUACGGCGGGUACGGCGGGUACCGCGCGGGCGCGCCCCCCGCCCCGCCCGCGCCCCCCGGCGGCGCGCAGUCCCCCGCCGCCGCGCCCGCGCCGCCCGCCUCCCCCGCGCAGCCCUACCCCGACUACUUCCGCGCGCAGCAUCCGCACCAUCCGCACCCGCACCCGCAGCAUCCGCCGCCGCAUCCGCCGCACUCGCCACAACAACCGCACGAGAUGUCCGGCGGGGCCGCGUGCGGCGCGGGCAUUAUGGGCUCGCAGCUCGCGCGGCAGCUGGUCGCGCCGCUGCCGUCGCCCGCCCGCCCCUACGGCGGCGCGGGACCCGGCGCGCCGAGCGCGGCGGCGGCGGGCGUCCCCCGGCGGCACCCCGACUUCGCCAAGGCGGAGGGCGGCUUCCCCCCCAACGCGGGCGCGGCGGGCGGCGCGCCCACGCGGUUCGCGGGCGGCGCGUGGGCCGGCGCCUUCCCGCGCGCCGCGCCCGCGCCCGCCUGGCGCCCGCCCGCGCCGCUGCCGCACCCGCCGCUGCACCACCAGCCGCCCUGGCCGCCGCAGCAGCACCCGCACCAGCCCUACCACCCGCCGGGCGCUACUCCGAGCGUGGGCCAGAUAAAACGAGAAUUAACGUUCCCCCCCGAGUGCGUAGAGGCGACCGUCCCCGCCGCCGAGAAGCGACGGCGACUGACGAAAGCCGACGUGGCGCCCGUCGACGCGUGGCGGAUCAUGAUGGCGCUCAAGUCCGGCCUGCUGGCCGAGACCUGCUGGGCGCUGGACAUCCUGAACAUCCUGCUGUUCGACGACAACUGCAUAGGAUACUUCGGCCUGCAGCACAUGCCGGGCCUCCUCGACCUCCUGCUGGAACACUUCCAGAAGAGCCUCAGCGACGUGUUCGACGCGCCGGCGACCGAGAGCGAGCCGUGGUACGCGGCGCCGGCGAGCCCCGAGCCCGUCGCGAAAGCGAAACGAAGAGUGGAGCCGCCCGACCCGGCCGACCGCGUGCGGCUCGUGGCGUGCGAGAACUUCACGCUCGAGUCGCGGCGGCGCCUGCCCGUCACGCUGGCGGCGCGGCCCGACGACGAGCUGUUCGCGCCCGACGACGACGAACCCGACCGCGACGUCGGCGACGUGACCGAGCCGUGGCAGCUCAGCGGCGACUCGGCCGCGCACGUCAUCCCCUGCCCGCGCGGCGAGCUGGUGCACCUGCGCUUCGUGCGCGUGCUGCCCGGCGCGCGCGCGCCCUCGCCGCCCGCGCCCGCCGCGCCAUCGCCCGCCGCGCCCGACGGUGACAACCUGGAGGCCGAGCCCAUGGAGCUGGAGCCCGAGCGCCGGCCCGCGCUGCAGGUGCGCGACCCCGCCGGCGUGCUCAAGCGGCGGCGGCUCGAGGACUACGAGGACGAGUGCUACACGCGCGACGAGCCCAGCCUCAACCUCGUGAGCGACACGCGCGACGCGCUGGCCAAGCGCUGCGUGGCGCUGUCCAACAUCCUGCGCGGGCUCACGUUCGUGCCCGGCAACGAGGCCGAGUUCUCGCGCUCCGGCGCCUUCCUGGCGCUGGCCGGCAAGCUGCUGCUGCUGCACCACGAGCACGCGCCGCGGGCGGCGCGCGCGCGGGCCUACGAGCGCGCGGCGCGCGACGAGGCGGACGCCGAGCCCUGCUGCUCCAGCCUGCGCGGCGCCGGCGAGUGGUGGUGGGACACGCUGGCGGCGCUGCGCGAGGACGCGCUGGUGUGCUGCGCCAACAUCGCGGGCGGCGUGGAGCUGGCGGGGCAGCCGGAGGCGGUGGCGCGGCCGCUGCUGGACGGGCUGCUGCACUGGAGCGUGUGCCCCGCGGCCGUGGCGGGCGACGCGCCGCCGGGCGCGGGCGCGGGCUCGCCGCUGUCGCCGCGGCGGCUGGCGCUGGAGGCGCUGUGCAAGCUGUGCGUGACGGACGCCAACGUGGACCUGGUGCUGGCCACGCCGCCGCGCGGGCGGCUGGCGGCGCUGUGCGCGGGGCUGGCGCGCGACCUGUGCCGGCCCGAGCGGCCCGUGGUGCGCGAGUUCGCCGUCAACCUGCUGCACUACCUGGCGGGCGCGGGCGGCGGCGCGGCGCGCGAGGUGGCGCUGCACGCGCCGGCCGUGGCGCAGCUGGUGGCCUUCAUCGAGCGCGCCGAGCAGACGGCGCUGGGCGUGGCCAACCAGCACGGCGUGGCGGCGCUGCGCGACAACCCCGACGCCAUGGGCACGUCGCUGGACAUGCUGCGGCGCGCCGCCGCCACGCUGCGCCGCCUGGCCGAGCGCGCCGAGAACCGGCCGCUGCUGCGGCGCCACGAGCGGCGGCUGCUGUCGCUCGUCAUGUCGCAGAUCCUGGACCAGAAGGUGGCGCACGAGCUGGCGCACGUGCUGUUCAGCUGCAGCCAGCCGGCCGACCAGUGACCCGGCCGGCUCGACCCGCGCGCGGUGCCCGCUCUGUACAUAUAGUCGUACUGGCGCCCGGCAAACGGCUCACGGCAAACGGCUCACGGCUGACGGCAAAUGUGCUAACGUCGAUUUCUAUUGUUCGAUUGAGAAACAGAUGUAUUAUAACUCGUAAUUUUGAUUUUUAUAAUAAAAAUGGGACUUGAAUCUGUUUAUUGGUUUUAUGAUGGAGAUUUUAUACAGAGUACCUUAGCGCCUCGGCGGCGAGGCGACUGUGAGGAGCUUAUGUGGGCUAUAAGUUUUAGUUAAGUUUAAUGUGAAUUAUUACAAUAAUCUAUAAUAUAUUGAAAUUGAAUCUGA
Molecule: messenger RNA, 5845 nt
Organism: Bicyclus anynana (squinting bush brown)
Lineage: Eukaryota; Metazoa; Arthropoda; Insecta; Lepidoptera; Nymphalidae
Gene: osa
Product: trithorax group protein osa
Exons: 18
Coding region: 662-5503 (1613 amino acids)
Biological process (GO): chromatin remodeling; positive regulation of DNA-templated transcription; regulation of transcription by RNA polymerase II
Cellular component (GO): nucleoplasm; nBAF complex; brahma complex
Molecular function (GO): nucleosome binding; DNA binding
Source: RefSeq, a predicted model, not a curated record